AUGCAUGCCUUCGUCAUGAUUUCCAUGGCUCUCAUAGCCAUAUGCACUGCGGAGGGUAUCGACAGUGACAUGUACCUCUCCGAUAUGUGUUGGCCCCUGUUCAGCAACAUCAGUCGCAUUGUGGAUCUCCACCUCACAGAAAAGGACCUGAUUCCCACACUCGUCAAUUCUCCCUUCCCAUGUGAGCAAGCUCUAUACAUCGCCAGAGUGUGCCUAUCCAACGGAACCACCGAAAUCGACUACCUCGCCGAACAACAAUGUUUCUGUGACGGCGGAUUCUGGGAAGCCUGCCGCGGCUGCGACAACUGCUACAUCGCCCAUGGUCUCAUUGAACACGGGAAAAAUCGGUCCGAAAAAAUGGCACUUGACGCCUCAAUCCGCACUUCUCUCAGCUCGGCUGAAUGUACGCGCACUCCACCAAACAAACCGUUCUCGGAUCUUUUUCCUCCGCUUAACUUUUCGAAGAUCUUCGGUUAUUCUCCUCCUACUCUCACCUCGGAUCUUUUUCCAAAUCUUACGGAGGUUAGUGAUUACUUCACUCCGACUGUUCUCUUGACACCGGGUGCGAUUACGGGUAAUGCAACCGCGCGCAAUACGGGCUUACCGAAGUAUGGUGCUGCGCAUGAGACUCAUACCACGCAGAAAGCGGGAGAAUCUAAAAGUGAGGGUGUUUUCCAGGUGCAGGAGACGAGGGGAUUUAAAUUGAUUGUUGUGGUUUUCUUGUGUUUCGUCCUGGUGAUCUAG
Messenger RNA from Penicillium malachiteum, 744 nucleotides. RefSeq lists its product as uncharacterized. NCBI's taxonomy places the organism in Eukaryota, Fungi, Ascomycota, Eurotiomycetes, Eurotiales, Aspergillaceae. The record is from RefSeq and is a predicted model, not a curated record. The transcript has a single exon. The coding region runs from base 1 to 744 and encodes 247 amino acids.